AUGGCUCUACCGACGUCAGAGCUCUUUAAUCGUUACUUUUUCAGCGACAUCCUCGGAGAGGGCCAGUCUGGCCGCAUUUGGCGCUGUCAGGAUAGAAUAACGGGGGAAACCCUUGCGUGCAAGCAGGUCCGUAAACGCGGAAUGUCACACGUGGAGCUCGCUGAUUUGCGGAGAGAAGUUCAGUCGAUGCUGAUUCUCCGGGGUCACCCGAACGUGCUGUGCCUGCGUGGACUUUACGAAGACGACAAAGCGGUCUACAUGAUAACGGAGCUGUGUGCGGGCGGCGACCUGUUCGCGCUUAUAGCGGAGCACGAGGGGCUGGAGGAGUCCGUCGCGGCGCGGCUGUUCGUACAGUUAGCGAGGGCUGUGCGGUGGUGUCACAUUAACCGCGUCGUGCAUCGGGACAUUAAGCCUGAAAACAUUCUUAUCGUUCCGCCGUCACCGGCGGUAUCUCCCAACUCCGCCGCUCCCGCAAAGCGUGGCGGAAAGUCCGACAACGGCUCGUCGUCCCCCUCUUCGUCCCCCGCUUCCCUCGCUUCUCCUGCCUCCGCUGACGGCGACGAUACAGAAAAAUCCCCACGCUUGGAAGAUUUGCAACUCCGACUCGCAGACUUCGGACUGGCGUUUCCGUUACAACCGGGUUCGGCUAUUAUCGGAGCAGCGGGGAGUGCGCCGUACGAAGCGCCCGAGGUUCUGGCGCACGAGCCGUAUAACUACUGCGCGGAUAUCUGGUCGCUCGGCGUGUUGCUUUACGCGAUGCUCUCUGCGAACUGGCCGGCUUUUCCCAACGACAGUCGCAAACUGCUGCCGUCAGAUCUGCUACCGAAACCGUGGCCGUCGAUUUCUUUCGAAGCCAAGGAUUUGAUCCGUCGGAUGUUAACGGCAGAUCCGAUGGAGAGGAUUGAUAUUAUCGGCGUGUUGGAGCAUCCAUGGUUGAAGAAGCAGCUCGCUCCGCCUCGGUUGGACGCUCCGUCGCUUGCUCCGUCGCACACUCCGUCGCCAGGAGCCCGGUGCUUAGAUCCGGAGGAGAAAAAAACCGAGGCGGAGAAGACAAAGCCGUUCGAACCGGACGGUUUCUGGUGGAUGUCGAAAUUUCGAGGGGAUAUUUUCUACAUAACCCCGGAUAAGAAGAAGUUUUAUUCUCCUAGCCAGUUAACCGCGUACCUGGAGAGCUACAAUCGGAACCGCCGAAAUCCCCUCACUCCCGAGGAUUUUUGUAUAAGCAAGCCCAAGUGGAGAGAGGUGCACGGAUGCGCGGAGGUGGGGGGAGUGAAGCGUCCCGGAGCUGUCUCUACCAGACCUAUGCUAGGUUCGGGAAAGGCGGUGUCUGCUGUCGCUGCAGGCGUUGCGGGUGGUUCCAGCGGCGGGGGUGGGUUCUCUGCGGUUGCUGCUAAGGCUGUGCCGUUGGGUCGGUCCGGCUCGUAUAAACUGACGGCUCUGGCGAUCGGAGCAGGAAGCAAGGGGGGAUUGGGCUUGGGAGCCGGGGGCGGUGAGAGAGGCAAGGACGGCGGGGAGAGGGCGAGAGCAGGAGAGGAACGCGGGAAAGAAGGGGGGGCAGGAGCAGGGGGAGUAGCAAAAGCUGCAGGGGUAGCAGGAGCAGCAGGGUUUGGAGAGAGGAAAGACGGGGGAACGGAGGGCUCUGGCAAAGGGGGUGAGAGGAAGGGAGAGGAGGCGAGAAAAGGCACUGGAGGAGGAGGAGGAGGUGGGUUAGGAGGAGGCGGUGAAGGGGGCGGAGGAGCGCGCGAGAGGGAGGGCGGAGAAAGGGAGGACGGGGAAAGAGAGGAGGGUGCCAGGCGUAGGUUGGGUCAGUCGGAACUGUUUAAGAACCCUAUUGCUCACCUUGAUGAUGAUGAUGAGGAUGCUGCAGUGCGUGUUCCUGACGCUGUCACUGAUUUCCGCCUAGAAACUGCCGCUGGAGAGCUUUAUUCCUUUUAUAGGCUGCCUCUUUAUAAGAAAUGGAGCUCUUCUUUGUUAAAGGAGUCGGUGUAUCUGCGUGGGAAGGAUGCGAAUGGGGGAGCACCAGUUUUUGUUGAUGUGGUGGCUUGGCGGGUAGUGGUGAAGGUAGAUUCGGUGAAGGUUCAGGUGCAGGCUCGGCAUGGGGAGAAAUGGGUUGAAGUUCGGAAGCCGAGCCUGGGUUAUGCGUCAGGGAGGUUGGGUUCGGAGAUAGGGUGGGCGCAGUGCUGCGUGCGUUUCCAUCCUGAUUGGUCUGAAGGUGAGGUGAAACAGUUUUUGCGGUCACACAACGUCGAUCUGGAGCGGCUUGUAAAGUGGAUGGAUUUGCUGGGAGAUUUUAUUCAGGAUGACGUGGCCAAAAGAUCUAGUCUUUGGAAGUUUCUCGAGAAGGAGAGGUGGGGGAGUGGGAAAGAGCGAGGAGUGGGGAGUGAGAGGGAGAGAGACAAGGAAAGGAUUAAGGGCAGGGAAGCCGAGAAAGGGUGGAAGGACAAGGAGAGGGACAAGGGGAAGGAGAAGGAGAAGGAGAAGGGGAAGGAGAAGGAGGGAGAAAGUGAGCGAGGUAGUGAAAGGGCUCGAGUGCGGGAUAAGAUCUUGGAAGACAUAGGGUAUCCGAUGAGCAGAGCAGGAUUGGAUAGAGCAGGAUCGUAUAAGUCAGGAGGAUUGAUGAGAAAGAAGAAGCGAGUAGCGAGGUUUUUGGAGGAGGAAGAGGAGGAUGAGGAGGAGAAGGAUCGGAGGUUCAUUGCUUCGGAUGAUGAGGAUGAGAUGGAUGUGGGUGGGAGCAGAAGCGGAGGAAGGGGAGGAGACGCGCGGUACAGAUCGUGGAAGGAAGGAGGAGAGGAAGGUGCCGGGGAAGGUUCGGAGGAAGGUGCGGAGGAGGGGUUGUACGAAGGGGAUGAGGAAGAGGAGGAGGAGGAUGAGCAAGUGGCAGGGUGGGACAGCGUGUGCUACAUCUGUGAUGAUGGUGGCGACUUGGUGUGCUGUGACGGCCCGUGUAUGCGCUCUUUCCAUGUAGAGCCAGAUGAUGAGGAGGAGAAGCGGAGGGACAAGUUCCACUGCCCGACCAUUGGGUUGACAGAUAGUGAGGUGCAUGCAAAGGAGACCUGGCUGUGCCCGAAUUGCGAGGCAAAGCAGCAUGUGUGCUUUAUUUGCCACCAGCUCGGGCGAUCGGAGCCGGUUUCGGGGGGGAAUGCGGGGGCGGAUGGUGGGGGGGAGGGCGAGGAGCAGGGGCAGCAGCAGGGGCAGCAGGUGCUGCAGGAGCAGGAGGUGUUUAUGUGUGACGUGGCGCUCUGUGGGCAUUUCUAUCACCCGACAUGUGUCGCCUCGUGGUUGGCUGAUUCGAAGAGGCUGCCCCAGGGCAGCGAGGAGCGAAUCAAGGAGCUGGAAAGUGUGGCUGGGAACAUUCGGGCAGGCAUAGGAGGCAUUCAAAGCCUCAAGGGCGGGCUCACUCACAAGGAGAUGGCGCAGAGCUGGAACAAAGGCAAGGCCCCACGGCACAUGUUCCAGUACCCCUGUGACCUGGACGCGUCCAGAGCUCGCCUGAGCAAGAUUUUCGAGGAUGCUGCAAAGCAGGUCACAGAACAGACGGCCAAGGCCGGCCUUGCUGUCCCACGCAUGUACCAGCACUGCCACAACAACGCGGGCUCCGGCUCGGGCGGCGGCAACGCGGGCGGCAACAACAACAACAACAAUAACAACCAGGGCGGAAACCCUCGGAAGAUAGCACUGAGCAAGCUCGAGUCGAUUCUCCACGCAGGGGAGAAGGCUCGGAAUUUCCUAGCCAGGGAGUUGGAGCAAGCAGGAAUGAUAUCGGCCCAAGCGCUGCAGCAGGCAAUGAAUCUCUGCCCGGAAAAGCAACUCCAUCAGCUGAACGUAAUCGGGGGUACACUGCGGGUAUACCUCUCCCCGUACGUGCACGGGCAGCGGUACACUUCGUUCGGGCGGCAUUUCACGAUGCCUGAGAAGCUUAACGAGGUGGUGGAGCGGCUGGUGCCUUAUAUGGAGGAUGGGGACGUGCUGGUGGAUUUCUGCUGCGGGGCGAACCACUUCUCGCUGAUUGCGAGGCAUCGGUUAGAAGAGGCGGGGAAGCGGUCUGCGUUUGCCAACUUUGACAUCAUGCGGCCUCCCAAUGAGUUCUGCUUCGUCAAGAGAGACUGGUUCUCUGUCAAGAGGAACCAGCUCCCUCACAGCAAUCGCCUUAUCAUGGGCCUCAACCCGCCCUUCGGCGUGCGAGGGCAACUCGCUUCGAAUUUUUCGAGCCGUGCCGCCUCCGUCUUCCGACCCAAGCUCAUCAUUCUCAUUGUCCCUCCAGAGACGCGACAGCUGGGCCCACUUGGGUAUACGCUACUGUGGAGGGACGAGAAGAUUUUUGAGAAUCGCGCGUUCUACUUGCCAGGGUCGCAUGAUAAGGACAACAAGACGAUGAACCAAUGGAAUAACAUCCCCCCGCCUUUAUACCUCUGGUGCCGCAAUGACCUCGUCCACCACUACGGUCCUUUGGCUGACCGCCUCGGGCACACAAGGGGCCUCUUCUCUUCUCCACGGCCCAUGCCUCCCUCGCUGCUCGAAGAGCUAAAAGUUGCAACCUCCAUCUCCACCACAGGUGCAUUCACUCCUCCCGAGCUCACAUCUCCUCCUCCCGAGCUCCGAUCUACUCCUCCCCAGCUCAGAUCUACUCCUCCCGAGCUCAGAUCUACUCCUCCCGAGCUCAGAUCUACUCCUCAACAGCUCAGAUCUACUCCUCCCGAGCUCAGAUCUACUCCUCCCGAGCUCACAUCUCCUCCUCCCGAGCUCAGAUCUACUCCUCCCCAGCUCAGAUCUACUCCUCCCGAGCUCAGAUCUACUCCUCCCCAGCUCAGAUCUACUCCUCCCGAGCUCAGAUCUACUCCUCCCCAGCUCAGAUCUACUCCUCCCGAGCUCAGAUCUACUCCUCAACAGCUCAGAUCUACUCCUCCCGAGCUCAGAUCUUCUCCUCCCGAGCUCAGAUCUACUCCUCCCGAGCUCCCAUCUCCUCCUCCCGAGCUCAGAAUUACUCCUCCCGAGCUCAGAUCUACUCCUCCCCAGCCCAGAGCUACUCCUCCCGAGCUCAGAUCUACUCCUCCCGAGCUCAGAUCUACUCCUCCCGAGCUCCCAUCUCCUCCUCCCGAGCUCAGAAUUACUCCUCCCGAGCUCAGAUCUACUCCUCCCGAGCUCAGAUCUACUCCUCCCGAGCUCAGAUCUACUCCUCCCGAGCUCAGAUCUACUCCUCCCGAGCUCACACCUCCUCCUCCCGAGCUCAGAUCUACUCCUCCCGCGCCCUGCUCUACUCCUCCUGCCCUCAGAUCUGCGCAUUUCGCGCUCAGAUCUGCACAUUCCGCACUCAGAUCUACUCUCCCGCGCCCAAAUCUGCAUUCCGCGUGCUCAGAUCUGCAACUCGCACGCCCUUGCUAG
Molecule: messenger RNA, 5379 nt
Organism: Closterium sp. NIES-65
Lineage: Eukaryota; Viridiplantae; Streptophyta; Zygnematophyceae; Desmidiales; Closteriaceae
Source: the annotation of a GenBank genome assembly